AUUCAUUACCAUUCACGACAAAGGACACAUUGCCACAAUGCUGAAUUCCUGGCCUGAAGACAACAUAAAGGCUAUUGUGGUGACGGACGGAGAAAGAAUUUUAGGCUUGGGUGAUCUAGGAAGCUACGGGAUGGGCAUCCCAGUAGGAAAACUUGCACUCUACACUGCUUGUGGUGGCGUCCACCCACAGCAGUGCCUCCCUGUUCUUCUGGAUGUUGGCACAGACAAUGAGGCGCUCCUGAAUGACCCGCUCUACAUUGGCCUCAAGCAUAAGCGAGUUCGUGGGAAACAGUACGAUGACUUGCUGGAUGAGUUUAUGCAAGCCGUCACUAACAAGUACGGAAUGAACUGUCUCAUUCAGUUUGAAGACUUUGCCAAUGCCAACGCGUUCCGGCUUCUCAACAAAUAUCGCAGCCGUUAUUGUACUUUCAACGAUGACAUUCAGGGAACUGCCUCUGUUGCUAUAGCCGGAAUCUUUGCAGCCUUAAGAAUUACAAAGAACAAGCUUUCUGAUAAUACAUUCGUCUUCCAAGGGGCUGGAGAGGCUGCUUUGGGUAUUGCUCACCUCAUUGUGAUGGCACUAGCGAAAGAAGGAAUUCCCAGAGAAGAAGCUGUUAAGAAAAUCUGGAUGGUGGACUCCAAAGGACUCAUUGUCAAGGGCAGGAGUCAUCUGAACCACGAGAAGGAGAUGUUUGCUCAUGACCAUCCCACUGUGAAGACACUGGAGGAAGUGGUGCAGACAAUAAAACCAACAGCUAUUAUUGGUGUGGCCGCUGUGGCAGGUGCUUUCACUCACCAGAUUUUGAAGGCCAUGGGGACCUUCAACGAGAAGCCCAUUGUGUUUGCCCUCAGCAACCCAACGAGCAAAGCGGAGUGCACGGCCGAAGACUGUUACCGUUUGACAGACGGUCGGGCCAUAUUCGCCAGUGGGAGCCCGUUUUCAAAGGUAACCCUCUCCAAUGGCCAGACCUUCUUCCCUGGCCAAGGGAACAACGCCUACGUUUUCCCCGGAGUUGCUCUAGGAAUCAUCGCUUGUGGAGUCCGUCACAUCACCGAGGAAAUCUUUCUCGCCACAGCAGAGGCAAUUGCAGAAGAGGUGACAGGGGAACACCUGGCUGAAGGAAGGCUCUAUCCACCUUUGAGCUCCAUUCGAGACGUCUCCUUCAAAAUUGCCGUUAAAGUGGUUGACUAUGCCUACAAACACAACUUGGCCUCCUGGUAUCCAGAACCAGAGGACAAAGAAGCAUUUGUGAAAAACCUCAUUUACAGCCCUGACUAUGACUCCUUCGUUAUCGAUAGUUACCAGUGGCCGCAGGAAGCCAUGAAGACUCAAAAUAUUUGAUGUUUCUCUUUUGAGAAGGCAGGCAAGAGAAACCUUCAAGCAGCCGUGAACCUUAAGAUGCUACGGUGUCUUGAACUUCAAGCCUGUAGGCUCUUCAGUUUACAAAGUAAAACAAGGACCAAUUAUUAUGCUACCAGUGCCCAAUGAACGAUGUGAUUACAUGAAAUUUAGAAAUUUCCAUAUUCUUGAAUCUCCUUCCUUGACCUUCUCUAAUCCGGACCUUUCCCAAUGUAUCAGAACUUCAGCUCCCCAAAUUCCGUAUCGGCAUGGGUCCCUUCCAGGCUGGAUUAGGAAUUUCUGCAGAGUUCAUAGAAAAUGCUUUUGCCAGAUGACUUCAUAUCUAUUAAGCUGGUGUAAUUGCUACAGCCUUUCUCAGUAAAGGUUACCAUUCAUGGGUUUAGGACAGGGGUCUUCAAACUUGACAGCUU
Molecule: messenger RNA, 1770 nt
Organism: Notechis scutatus (mainland tiger snake)
Lineage: Eukaryota; Metazoa; Chordata; Lepidosauria; Squamata; Elapidae
Source: RefSeq, a predicted model, not a curated record